This is a messenger RNA of Papaver somniferum (opium poppy), 1926 nucleotides long. RefSeq names its product asparagine--tRNA ligase, cytoplasmic 1-like. Bases 105 to 1793 code for a protein of 562 amino acids. Gene Ontology annotation, cellular component: mitochondrion. The record is from RefSeq and is a predicted model, not a curated record. NCBI's taxonomy places the organism in Eukaryota, Viridiplantae, Streptophyta, Magnoliopsida, Ranunculales, Papaveraceae. Gene Ontology annotation, molecular function: asparagine-tRNA ligase activity; ATP binding; nucleic acid binding. Gene Ontology annotation, biological process: asparaginyl-tRNA aminoacylation. The transcript has 6 exons.
UCUAAUGAUCUAAUGUUGAUCGAUUAUUCAGAAUUGAUUAUCAUAUAAAAUCUAUAUAUACUUAAAUGGUACUCAAGUAAGAAUUCAUUCAUUCCAUCACUGAAAUGGCCAUAGGAACCACCUUACAUACUAAUUUGUCAUCGUCAUCAUCGAUUAAAUGGGAACAAUUUUCUCGCAGAGUUCUGAUCAAAAACAUCGUCUAUCGCUCCGACGGUGGUGUUGGUUUAGCCAGAGAAAAAGUUUCAGUAGGUGGUUGGGUAAAAAAUGGCAAAGAACAAGGUUCAUUUGCAUCUCUUGAAUUAAACGAUGGUUCCUGUCCAUCAGAUCUUCAAGUCAUUGUUGAUUCUUCUAUUGCUGCUAAUAUCGGAGAAAUUGUUCAUACUGGUACUUGUAUUUUUGUUAAUGGUGAACUUAAGAAAACACUUCAAGGAACAAAACAAAAUGUUGAAUUGCACGUUGACAGUGUUCUGGAUAUUGGUCUUGUUGAUCCUGCUAAAUAUCCCUUAUUCGGAAAUCAGCCGCUCACUCUUGAAUCUCUAAGGGAUUAUGUACAUCUUCGUCCUAGGACCGAUACAAUAUCCGCAAUUGCUCGAAUCAGGAACGCAUUGGCUUAUGCAACACAUACAUUUUUCCAAAACCAUGGGUUUCUUCACGUGCACACACCUAUUAUCACCACUACUAGUGAUUGGGAGGGUUCUGGAGAAGUGUUUCAAGUCACAACAUUGUUUCGCGAGGCUGACAAAUUGGACAAGGAGCUGAAAGAGAACCCUUUACCAUCUCAAGAUGAUAUUAAAGCUGCUAAACUUCUAGUCAAGGUGAAAAGAGAGGCUGCUGCACAACUAAUAAUGGAUAACGCUAGUAAAGGCGAGAUCAAUAUUGCUGUUUCCAAACUAGCGAUGUCUAUGGAUAAGCUCACGAAGCUAGAGAAGAGAUCUAUUCUUAAGCCUGGUCUACCUCAAAAGGAUGGGAAUAUUGACUACUCCAGCGAUUUUUUUACGCGUCCAGCAUUUUUAGUUGGGUCAGGGCAAGUCCAGCUUGAGACGUUUGCUUGUGCCCUCAGUAAUGUUUAUACAUUUGGACCAACUUUACGAGCUGAACACUCUCAAUCAUUUAGGCAUCUCGCUGAGUUUUGGAUGGUGGAACCCGAGAUCGCAUUUGCAGAUUUGGAGGAUAAUAUGAAUUGCGCAGAGACGUAUGUUAAAUUUUUGUGUCAGUGGUUACUAGACAACUGCCUUGAUGAUAUGCAAUUGAUGGUUAAAAAUUUCGACAAAACUGCUAUAUAUCGUUUGAAGCUGGUAACGUCAACCCCCUUUGAGCGUAUUACUUACACUCGAGCUGUAAAAAUUCUUGAGAAUGUUACGGAAAAGAAGUUCGAGAACACGGUGGAAUGGGGAAUCAAUUUUGACGCUGAGCAUGAAAGAUAUUUGACAGACGUAAUAUUCAAAAAGCCUGUUAUCGUAUAUAACUAUCCUAAGGGAAUCAAAGAAUUUCACAUGAGGAUCAAUGAUGACAAGAAAACAGUCGCUGCCAUGGAUGUGCUAGUGCCCAAGAUUGGAGAGUUAAUAGGAGGAGGCCAAAGGGAAGAGCGUUAUGAUGUUAUGGAGAAAAGGAUUCUCGAGUCAGGUAUGCCACUUGAUCCAUACGAAUGGUACCUUGAUCUACGACGCUAUGGGACUGUGAAGCACUCAGGCUUUGGUUUAGGAUUUGAGCGGAUGGUACUGUUUGCUACAGGCCUUGAUAAUAUUCAAGACGUGAUUCCCUUCCCUAGGUAUCCAGGAAGAGCAGAUCUUUGACCAUCUUUCUCGCAAAAAUAAUGUUCUUCCGGUGACAAAUAAGUGUUUAUUGUACAAGUGUUCUCCCUUGAUUUGUUCCUUUUCAUUUCUGUGACUCUUUUCAUAUGUAAUCAUAUUUGGAAUUAAAUUGCAA